Emiliania huxleyi CCMP1516 is the source of this 1501-nucleotide messenger RNA. RefSeq lists its product as hypothetical. Gene Ontology annotation, cellular component: membrane. The record is from RefSeq and is a predicted model, not a curated record. Gene Ontology annotation, biological process: transmembrane transport; chloride transport. Bases 25 to 1347 code for a protein of 440 amino acids. Gene Ontology annotation, molecular function: voltage-gated chloride channel activity. NCBI's taxonomy places the organism in Eukaryota, Haptophyta, Isochrysidales, Noelaerhabdaceae. The transcript is spliced from 5 exons.
CAGCGACGAAUAGGCUGCUCCGCGAUGCUCAAACUCUCCUUGGCCCUUGUUCUCCUGUACUUUGCCGAGUCGACGGCGUACCGAGCACCCAACCUCGGCAGACUCGGCAGAGGCCGCCUCGGCAUAACCACGGCGUCUGGUGACGGCGCAGCCUCUGUGCUGCGUACUACUCGCGCCGCUUCGAUGUCGGCUCGGACCACUGCGAUACGCGCAGAGAAGCCCACGGCGCUGCUGCACGCCGCCGCGCUCGGCGCCGGCACCGCCUGCAUGGGCACCCUGUACGCACGCUGCCUUCGUUUCGCGGUGACUCUCGUCUGGCGCAGGCUGCCGGCCGCACUGCCGCUGGCGGACGCAACGCUGUUUGUACCGGCCGCCUGCACCGUGGGCGGCCUGCUCGUCGGGCUGACCGCGCUGCGGCUGCAGGGCUACACGAUGCCGGAGCUCAUCGCUCGCCUGGUCGGCGCGGCGUACGCGCGGCGCGUGUACGGCGCCGGAGAGCACGCGAUGGCCCGCACCAUGGCCUACGCCGGCGCGGCGGGCGCGCUGACGACCUUCAUCGGCAUGCCGCUCGCCGGAGCGCUCUUUGUGCUCGAGCUCACGCGCGCCUCGUCGGGGCUCCACCCGGAGGCGUACGCCGCGCUCACGCCCGCCGUCGCCGCCUCCUGCGCGUCGAUGCUGGUGGCGCGCGCGCUGCUCGCGCCGGCCGCGCCCGUCGGCGGCCACUUUGUUUACUCCUCCUCCGUCGACUCCGCUCUCGACGGGCGUGCCCUCGCCGCCAUCUCCCUCGGUGCCGGGCUGGGCGGCGCCUUGAUCGGUCAUCUCUUCCUCGCGGCGGUCGCGGCGGUGCGGAGGCCACUCUGGCCUCAGGCGCCGGCCGGCGAGGCGUGCGAGGCGGCGGUGGAGCGGCGGUGGGCGUGCGGCCCAGAGGCGCGGCAGGGCGGCGUCGGCGCGGCGGUCGGCCUGCUCUCUCUCCUCUUCCCGCAGACGCUCUUCUGGGGCGAAGGCAGCCUGCAGCACCACCACCUUCUCGAUGCGCUCCUGGUUGCGGUAGGACGCCGCUGCGUCAUCUUCCCCCUCUUCUUCGCGGCGGCGGCCGUCGCGCACGGCUUUGCCGGAGUGGUGCCGGCGGCGCUGAUGCCCGCGUGGGUGAUGAGCCUUAUGGCGGCGACGCAGGCGUCGGUGACGCGCACCCCCCUCGCGACGGUCUUCAUGCUCGGCCUCUCCGCCGCCGCUUCGGCGCAGCUGUCGGUGCUGCUGCCGCCGGUCAUCAUCGCGUCCUACGUCGGGGUGUGGGCGUCGCGGGCCCUCUCCACCGCCACCUUCUUCCCGUACAAGAGGGUGGACUGAGUUUGGCCUUCCAGUGUUCCACACGCCACCGCAUGCGCCCUGAUGGAUUCCGGCGACGUACAACCGUACAAGUAGAGCCGAGUGUGUAAACGUCAGUCAUGAGGGAGCGACCGACACCGAGAGAGACCGGGAGAUUGAUAGACGUUGACGAGAG